Aspergillus campestris IBT 28561 is the source of this 356-nucleotide messenger RNA. RefSeq lists its product as uncharacterized. The coding region runs from base 110 to 319 and encodes 69 amino acids. The record is from RefSeq and is a predicted model, not a curated record. The transcript has a single exon. Lineage: Eukaryota; Fungi; Ascomycota; Eurotiomycetes; Eurotiales; Aspergillaceae.
GGUUAGUGGUUAGUGGUUAGGUAACUGGUUUUGUUGAUUUAGUCAGAGCAUGCCUAUUGCGAUAACACUAGUUACUCUUGUUCGUGGUCUGAUCCUGAUCUGAUGCCACAUGCGCCUUCUUGCUCUUCCCCGGACCAUUCAGACCGGUUUCCCCCCUGCGAUCCUUUCCCAUCCCGCAUUCUCGGUGAAAGCGUUGGGGAAUCGCGUGCCUGACAGGUUGAUGGUGCUUUUUAAGCUUACUCUCUAUCUUGUAGCGCUCCCUCCAUUCCCCGCACUUUGGUUCUUUUGGAUGGUUCGUGAUCCCGUUGGACUUGUUUAGUUUCUUCUAUAUAUUGUUCUAAUUUAUACAAUCAAAG